AUGCAGCCGUCAGAGAUCUUUGUAGGCUCGAUUGACCAGGGUACAACUAGUACCAGGUUCUUGAUUUUCAAUCGUGAAGGGGAGCCUGUGGCAUCGCAUCAGGUCGAGUUUCCACAGAUUUAUCCCAAUCCAGGAUGGCAUGAGCAUAAUCCAAUUGAUCUUGUCUCUUCCGUUGAAACAUGCGUUGAGGAAGCUGUCAAACAAUUCGAGUCUCGUGGAUAUUCCCGCAAUGAUAUCAAAGCCGUUGGAAUUACCAACCAGAGAGAAACCACUGUGGUGUGGGAUUAUGAAACCGGCGAGCCAUUGUGCAAUGCUAUCGUAUGGACGGACACUAGAUCGCAGUCCAUUGUCGACGAGUUGAAGGAGAAGCCGGGGGCAUCCAGAUUACAACGUAUCUGUGGCCUUCCCUUGUCAACUUACUCAUCCUCCUCUAAGCUGCUAUGGAUGCUUGCAAAUGUUCCCCGUGUCAAAGACGCUUACGAACGAGGUACCCUGGCGUUUGGAACAGUUGACACAUGGCUCGUGUAUCGUUUGAAUGGUGGCCACCAAGCAAAUGUGUUUGUGUCUGAUCCUACAAAUGCGUCGCGGACCAUGUUCAUGAACCUGGAGACCCUCGAGUAUGACAACUCACUUUUGGACUUCUUCGGUAUCCGCGGAAGGAUCCAUCUGCCAAAGAUCGUCCCAUCCUCGGACACAAAAGCUUAUGGAGCUUUCUCAUAUGGAAUUCUUGCGGGCGUUCCUAUAAUGGGCUGUCUCGGAGAUCAGUCCUCUGCACUUGUGGGCCAGAAAGGGUUCUCACCAGGCAUGGCGAAGAACACUUACGGUACGGGAUGCUUCCUUCUUUACAAUGUCGGCGAAAAACCAGUCAUCUCCGAGCAUGGCCUACUAGCCACUGUGGCGUAUCACUUUGAUGGAAAGCCAGUAUACGCCCUAGAAGGGAGCAUCGCUGUCGGUGGCUCGGGUGUCAGGUUCCUCCAGAACAACUUAGAAUUUUUCAAGGAAUCUAAAGAAGUCAACGAUCUAGCUCUCACCGUGGAGGACAACGGAGGGUGUGUCUUCGUCACUGCGUUUAGCGGCCUCUUUGCACCUUAUUGGAUUGACGACGCCAAGGGAACCAUCUUCGGAAUUACGCAGUAUACUCAAAAAGGCCACAUUGCUAGGGCCACUCUCGAAGCGACCUGCUUUCAAACUAAGGCCAUCCUAGAUGCGAUGGAAAAGGACAGUGGCCACGCGCUAUCCGAGCUGGCAGUUGACGGAGGAAUGAGUAAUUCGGAUCUUGCCAUGCAGAUCCAAGCGGACUUGAUCUCCAUUCCGGUCUAUCGUCCUAAGAUGCGCGAGACGACCGCCUUGGGUGCUGCAAUUGCUGCCGGUCUGGCGGUUGGACUGUGGCGAAACUUUGCUGAGUUGCGUGAUAUCAACCGUGCGGGCGGAGCUGUUUUUGAGCCUAGGAUCAGCCGCCAGCAAAGCGCCGAAUCGUUUGCGCUCUGGGAAAAAGCAGUGAAUAUGAGCAAGGGAUGGGUUGGGCACAAAGUACCGUCUUCUGUCCCAGAACCAAAGAAGGAUGCUCCUGUUGCCGUUCAAAACAAUAAUACCACCCAGAUGGUUCCAGCAAAGGUUAACGGAAGUCUCCUCCCGGCAAAGAGCCCCUUAAUCAGUAUCUGCAGUGAUCUCGACGAUGUUGAUGAGGAAUAUCUAUACCUGGAGCUCCGGAGGGUCGAGAUCUUGCAGAAAUUGAAGAAGCUUACCAAGCUCAAGGUAACCCUUUUGUCGACUUGA
Messenger RNA from Aspergillus alliaceus, 1776 nucleotides. RefSeq names its product glycerol kinase. Bases 1 to 1776 code for a protein of 591 amino acids. Gene Ontology annotation, cellular component: mitochondrion. Gene Ontology annotation, molecular function: glycerol kinase activity. The record is from RefSeq and is a predicted model, not a curated record. Gene Ontology annotation, biological process: glycerol-3-phosphate biosynthetic process; glycerol metabolic process; triglyceride metabolic process. The transcript is spliced from 4 exons. NCBI's taxonomy places the organism in Eukaryota, Fungi, Ascomycota, Eurotiomycetes, Eurotiales, Aspergillaceae.